This is a messenger RNA of Nematolebias whitei (Rio pearlfish), 563 nucleotides long. Its product is annotated as LIM/homeobox protein Lhx1. Gene Ontology annotation, molecular function: DNA-binding transcription factor activity, RNA polymerase II-specific; RNA polymerase II transcription regulatory region sequence-specific DNA binding. Gene Ontology annotation, biological process: regulation of transcription by RNA polymerase II; neuron differentiation. Gene Ontology annotation, cellular component: nucleus. NCBI's taxonomy places the organism in Eukaryota, Metazoa, Chordata, Actinopteri, Cyprinodontiformes, Rivulidae. The record is from RefSeq and is a predicted model, not a curated record.
AUGUUUUUUGGGGGUGUGAUUUUGUUUCUUGCUGCAUUUUGCGCGGAGGACCCGCUGCCAUGGUUUACGUGCGUGUUGUGUGUCGGUUCUGAUCCAAAAGCCUUCAUUUAGGCUUCCUGGUCCACCACGGACUGGCCGUGCGCCGGGCCCGAUCUGGCACCUGUCCUCCUGAUCCACAGCUGAGACCAGAACCAGGACGGACCCGCUCUGUCAGUGAGGAGAACCGGAACCUUUGGGUUUUUUUCCUUUUAGACGGAACCUGUUUGUUUGUGACACAUGCGGGGAGACACCUGAUCCGCCGGCCUCUCCGCGCGCGCGCACCGCCCCGGAGGCUCGAGUCGGAACCAGAGGCGGACUCAGCCGGCGCUGAUCGGGUUUGUUCCGAGUCCACCAUGGUCCACUGCGCCGGCUGCGAGAGGCCCAUCCUGGACCGGUUCCUGCUCAACGUGCUGGACCGAGCCUGGCACGUGAAGUGCGUGCAGUGCUGCGAGUGCAAGAGCAACCUGACGGAGAAGUGCUUCUCCCGGGAGGGGCGGCUCUACUGCAAGAACGACUUCUUCAGG